AUGAUGGCCGCAAGUUUGCAGCCUCGGCCACGGAGCUCUCGCUUCGUGGUUUUCAUGACCGCGUGGAUGGGGUGGUUGACGACAGCAUUGGCCUUCAAAACGGCUGAUUUCCCGAUAGAGUUGAUCAACUCAACCAAUUCGACAGUGGCCCGGCAGGCGAACAAGGUCAUCGCCAGGAACUUGGCUUUCGACAUGAAGCAAAUGAAUGCCAUCCCGGACCCGUCAAUGAACAAGAGCGGGGAAAACAAGACCGGCGAGGAUGUGAAUGAAACCGAAUCCGAAGCCGAAGGAAUGGGUGGUCUUGGAAGGACUCUCGAGUUCUUGAUGCUGAAGGUCACGCAGCUCGAAACACUUUGUGAACUGCAGCAGACCGAGAUCGUAUCCCUGAGGAAGACGGUGAAGGAGCAUCUGGACGCCGACCAUAAGGACAGCAAGGUAGCACUGGUGCAGAAGGACCCGAAGACUCACAUGGAGGAGGUCCAAUCCACUCUCAAGGGUGUUGUCAAGAAACACGCGCGUCAGCUAAAGCACCGAGAGUUCCACCCGAAGGCCCGCACCGCGAAUCAGGCGGAGUUGCUUGAGAAACGCCGCAAGACGACAAAAGCCGGUGCCGAAUCCUUGGAAAGCUCAGUGUCCUCCAAGAUCCCGAUUAUUAGCGACGUCUACGAGUUCGGGAAGGACCGGGUCAAUGACGUCAAGGACGGCACUGGCCUUGUCGGCGACGCCCUAGGAGACGCCUACGAGUUUGCUGAAGACAAGGUUGACUUCGUGGCUCGGACCACCAUCGACACUGUGCAAAAGGCAGUGGAUAUCCUCGCCCGCGGCUUCACAGACUGGCGUGCUUGGUGCCCUACAGCAAACUUGCCCUGGGUGGUUGCCGACAACAACGGGGUCACCAUCGAGUUCGGCCACGUGCAUUGUGCAAUUUCGCUGAUGGGGCAGCAAACCACCUUGUUCAAUUUCAACUUUGGCCGCAAGCACUUCUGGUGGCCUAAGGCAGUACUGGCAGUCACGUACGGAAAGAUUCUGGAUCUGAUGCCUGAACCAGUGAAGCUUGUUGCAGGGACUGCGUACGAGGCUAUCCGGACAGUGUUCAGCGUAGGCUGGGAGCUGAUGCAUUGCCCGCACCGUGGACACCACCAUCACUUGAUCGCAUGUCUUGGUGGUUGGGUCCAGCACCUUGCAAAUCCUCUGCACUGGAUGCCAAACCCCGUGAAGACCCUUGCCAAUGGCCAGAUCAUGAGCCUCCUGCCGGGACAAUUGAACCAGAUUGUCAGCGGUGACAUCAACGGUCUUUUGCCCCGACAGUUGAGGCAGAUUGUCAGCGGUGACAUUAAUGGUCUAUUGCCGGGGCAAUUGAAGCAGAUUGUCAGCGGUGACAUCAACGGUCUUUUGCCCCGACAGUUGAGGCAGAUUGUCAGCGGUGACAUUAACGGUCUUUUGCCACGACAAUUGAGGCAGAUUGUCAGCGGUGACAUAAAUGGUCUAUUGCCGGGGCAAUUGAAGCAGAUUGUCAGCGGUGACAUCAUGGGGCUCAUGCCGGGGCCAAUGCAGCUUCUCGGUGGCAGCGAGCCGAAUUCCGUCCAGAACAUGGUCAAUAUGGGCAGUGAGCUAACGAAGUGCUCUGAGGCGGCAGCUAAAGGUGACUUAGUCCAGUGCCUUGGCUUCAAGAUCAUCGGCAGCGUCCCUCCCCUGAACUUCUUGAACCGCCUGGGCGACAUCUUCGCAGAGUUUAUCGCAGCCUUCGCCACAGUGGCCUCCAAGCUGGCGGCUCAAGCGAUAAAGGGCGGGGAAUCCCUCCUUCAGACGGCGGUCACGACGGAGUUCCCCUCUGCCGGCGCUCAAUCCAUGGUGCAUCACAGAGGCGCCAACCUCGUCAUCAGGAAGCACUCGCAGAAGAUGCCAGGUAAACAUGCCGAGCUGCUGCAGGAGAUGGCCACCUUGGAGGCCCAAGGCGACGGCGAAGCAGACGACAGGCCACCGGCGGGUGUGAAGUGGACCUUUCAUGACUACUCGGCUGAGACCCAGGAGUUGGUCACACAGUUCAACGGCAGGGAGACUGUGACGGGAUCCUGCCUUGCCUUCGCACCCAGGAACAAGACCGGAAGCGGCAAGCAGGCAACCCAACAGGAUUGGCAGGCGCCCACAGACGACGACUUCGUGAAGCUCGAGCCGUGGGCGGUGCCUUGUGGACCCGAGUGGAUGAAGGACCAUUGGGACAAGUGGCAAGGCUAUUCCUUCUAUUCGGUGGGGAAGUCAAUUGAGAAGUGUCUGACGGUGACCUUCGAGUUGAACAUGCAGCCCGUUGUGGCCUUCGUGGGCGGUAUCCAGUUCGAUUUACUGCCGGGCCCACUCGUCGAAAUCGACUCGACAGUCUGCUGGCCGAGAUCUCAGCCCGGUGGGCUUGACCUCAGCGUGCUGCGCUCCGAGAUCAGGUCCAACGGUGUCCUGCUGUUCGCUCGGACGCUGCGCCUGGCAAAGCGGUUUGGCAGCGACACACACUUCACCGCUGACAAUGUCCACGGAGGCCAUCAAACAUCGCGACACUUCUUCGGCGUGUCAGCGGCAGAAGGAGAAAGCGGAACUGCCAUGGAAUACAUGGCGAGGACGUCACUUCUGCAGGCUAACCGCAGCCGAGCGCACGCGAAGGCUCAGCUGCAGGAAUCCUUGUACUGGAAAACGGAGGAGGACGAUCUCUACUUGGCCUCGAUCGAGAUCGGGAAAGACUUGGGCAUCAACAAAACCUCGGAAGCGCGAGGGUCCUCAGCCGGGGAGCGCAUCGAUUCCCUCCUUUCGACCUCCGAAGGAGAAGAGCAGAAGGAUACUUUCAAGCUAUUCGGCUUCAAGAACCCAGGCAUGGUCAACUUCGACAUCCAAGGCCUCUUGACGGGCAACGUCAUUUAUCUUGGCAUGCAGAUGGGUUUCGGCUACUACCAAAGCCCGGAAAUGAAAAUUCCCUUGUUCAACUUUGCGGAGCAGUUCGCCGCCAUUUUGGCAGCAAUUCCGGGUGAGAUCAUCUCCGAAGAAAGUAGGGCCCGUGCCAUCUCUGCCUUGUUCGACUUCAGCUACGCGGACGUCGGCAAGGUGCGGCAAACCUCCAAGGCCGUGAGAGUGACCGAUCCUGCAGCAAAGAAGAAGGAAGAAGAAUGGUCCUUCGACGUCAACUCGCCACCGGUCGGUUCUGGGAUCAAACGUCCAGAUCCUGCUGAGGAGGAGGUUCUCCGCGAGUGCCAGGGCAGCAUUGUGGAGGGGAGCAGCUCGUGCUCCCAUCUGCAGGAGGCAGACUGCAGCAACUACUUUGUGACGCAUGGAGAUCGCACAAUGCAGUGCAGCUGGCUGGACGGGAGAUGCUUGACUAUGGGAACCCUGUGCCAGACUACCACCAGCACAACAACCAUGACCACGACAAUAACGACUACAACUAUAACGACCACAUCAACUUCGACUACGACAACAACGACCUCAACAACAACGACUUCGACCUCCACAGUGACAACCACCACUACCACCUUCCUCGCUGACGAUUGGAAGUUGGUGAUGAAGAUCGGCAGCACGAACACCUUGGGAUUCUCCAGCCCACUUUGGACCAACGGUGAUGUCCUGAACCAAGGCUCCCCGUGGUGGAAGAUCGAGGAUGCCAAGUACAGCCCAUUCAACACGGAGCCCUUCAAGCGGAUUCGCAUGUGCGUCGGAAGCCCGAAGUCCAACUGCGUGGAUCACGUCUUCUCCAGAGAGUACGACAGUGCCAGGGCCCUCUUCAGCGCCGGGUACAUUCGAGACUCUCGCGUGGACCAAAAUGGCAUUCUGGACGCCUUCGGGCCCCCAUCAGGCACCUACCAGAAUUGCCCCAUGCAGAGGCCUGGCUUCAACAUCCAGUGCAACCAUGGCAACAAAGCUCGCUGGGGCUUCUGCAAUAAUUGCAAAAGCCAAUCCUGCCAAAACUCCGACUCGGACGACGCAGACGCCGCUAUCGGCAUUGGUCUGGAUGGACAGGACACGAGCGAGAUGGGAGCAGGUUGGACCAAGUACUUCACGACCACCGGCGGCACUUGCGGAGCCGCUGGGAAGACCUACAAGCCAGUGUGGCUCUGGGUCGAGGCUGUCGUCGCCAACUGGAAGCUGGUAUUGAAGGGUGGCAAAACGUCGCGGUUUGGCUUCUCCAGCUCAUACUGGAUCAACCACGCCUUGUACAACUCUGGCUCGUCGGUGUCACACCCUUCAGAUGCCAAGUACCGCGCCUUCCUGACGGAGAGCUUCAAGCGGAUUCGCAUGUGCGUCGGAAGCCCGGAGUCCAACUGCGUGGCCCACGUCUUCUCCAGAAGGUACAGCAGUGCCAGGGCCCUCUUCAACUCCGGGUACAUCCGAGACUCGAGCGUGGACCAAGCAGGCUUUCUGCGCGCCUUCGGCCCCCCAUCAGGCUCAUACCAGAAUUGCCCGAUGCAAAGGCCUGGCUUCAACAUCCAGUGCAACGAUGGCAACAAAGCUCGCUGGGGCUUUUGUAAUAAUUGCAAAAGCCAAUCGUGCCAAAGCUCCGACUCCCACGACGCAGACGCCGCUAUCGGCAUUGGUCUGAAUGGACAGGCAACGAGCGAGAUGGGAGCAGGUUGGACCAGGUACUUCACGACCACCAGAGGCACAUGCGGAAACGCCGGGAACACCUUCAAACAAGUGUGGUUUUGGGUGGACAGCCGCGCCAACUGGAAGCUUGUACUGAAGGGUGGAAAAACGUCACGCUUCGGCUUCUCCAGCUCGUACUGGACCAACUACGCCUUGUACAACUCCGGCUCGUCGGUGACGUACCCUUCGGAUGCCAAGUACCGCGCCUUCCUGACGGAGCCCUUUACACGUAUUCGCAUGUGCGUUGGAAGCCCGGAGUCCAACUGCGUGACCCACGUCUUCUCCAGAAGGUACAGCAGUGCCAGGGCCCUCUUCAGCGCCGGGUACAUUCGAGACUCCAGCGUGGACCAAGCGGGCUUUCUGCAUGCCUUCGGCCCCCCAUCAGGCUCAUACCAGAAUUGCCCGAUGCAAAGGCCUGGCUUCAACAUCCAGUGCAAAGAUGGCAACAAAGCUCGUUGGGGCUUCUGCAAUAACUGCCGAAGCCAAUCCUGCCAAAACUCCGACUCCCACGAUGCAGAUGCCGCUAUCGGCAUUGGACUCGCAGGACAGGCAACGAGCCCCGAGAUGGGAGCAGGUUGGACCACGUACUUCACCACCAGCGGUAGCACGUGUGGAUCCCCCGGGAAGAUCUACAAGCAGGUGUGGCUUUGGGUCGACAGCCUCGCGAGGUGA
Symbiodinium sp. CCMP2592 is the source of this 5289-nucleotide messenger RNA. Lineage: Eukaryota; Dinophyceae; Suessiales; Symbiodiniaceae. The record is from the annotation of a GenBank genome assembly.